Messenger RNA from Pichia membranifaciens NRRL Y-2026, 1323 nucleotides. RefSeq lists its product as hypothetical. The annotation marks the transcript as partial. Gene Ontology annotation, molecular function: transmembrane transporter activity. Gene Ontology annotation, cellular component: membrane. The transcript has a single exon. The record is from RefSeq and is a predicted model, not a curated record. Gene Ontology annotation, biological process: transmembrane transport. Lineage: Eukaryota; Fungi; Ascomycota; Pichiomycetes; Pichiales; Pichiaceae.
GUACGGUUUGAGAACGAGUUAGUCAUUUUAGAGAACAAAAACAUUUUCAAAAACCCCAAACUCAAGUUCCAACUUGCUGCCUCAAUGGGUGCUUUGUUUCUGAUUGGAUUGACAGAUCAGGUUGUCGGAUCGUUAUUAGAAUACUUUUUGGCGGAGUACCAUAUCGACAGAGUGAAGAUUUCCUACCUCUUUUUUGCACAGUUCUGUGGCUAUAUCCCUUCAAGUAUAUUCAACAACUAUAUGAUGGGGAAAUAUGGGAUACACAAACUCUUCUACUCAUCGUGCUUGAUCAUGUGUGUUACGUCAACAUUCUUCUUCUUCAAGGCUCCAUUUUUUCUCUUACCCAUCUGCUCGGUAUUCAUUGGAUGGUGCAAUGGUACUUUUGAUUGCUGCUUGAACUAUUUUGUCGGCAGCUUAGACUACUCCAAUGAACUUCUCGGAAUAAUGCAUUCCAUGUACGGUAUGGGAUGUUUGAUUACUCCCGUUUUCUCUAUAUAUCUAAUACAACACGGUAUGGCUUGGAAUCAUUAUUAUAUUUUUUUGUUCGGUACUGCCUUUGUCAACUUUCUACUAGCCUACUUUUUUUUCAAAAAUGAAACAAGUGCAAAGUAUAGAUACGUUGCCUCAUUGGAGAGGAAAAAUAAUUCAGAGGAUAGUGAGUUCUUAGGAGAACUCGGUUUGGAAGACCAAUCAGAGCCAACCAUUCGUGAAACGUUGGCUAACAAAUACAUAAUAUUCUAUUCAGUUGCUCUAUUUGCAUAUGUUGGAAGCGAGUUAAGUGUUGGUGUGUGGCUUAAUAACUAUUUAUUUAGAAUCCAGAAGCUGACAGAAGAAAAGUCCUCAGUUAUCACUUCCACUUUCUGGCUUUUUAUGACUUUGGGUAGGGGAGUUAUGGGAUUCUUUACGGGUCGUUAUUUUCAGGACAGUGAGAUUCAUGCCAUUGUCAUAUACUGCUUUGUUGUUGCUGGAGGUUGUUUGAGUUUCUGGAUAUGCGAGUUUUCUGUUCUUUUGCAAACGAUUUCAAUAUGUGUUGCAGCUUGGUUCGUGGGGCCAUUAUUUGGGACCACAAUCAUUAUUGCUCUGAAAACGCUUCCUAAAAGAUAUGCAUUACACGGCAUUUCUCUAAUCGCUGGGUUCGGUGGCACAGGUGCAGCUAUCGUUCCUGCCCUCAUGGGCUAUAUUGCAGAAAACUUUGGCGCCACAGACGGCGAACCUGCAGACGGUGCAGGCUUAAAGUACUUUCCCGAAGUUAUCUUUUUUACAUUCUCUGCAGCUGCAAUGCUUUGGUUUGUUUUUUAUAUGUCCAAUAAGCGGACUUUCGAU